Penicillium daleae is the source of this 1830-nucleotide messenger RNA. RefSeq names its product phosphoribomutase PRM15. The transcript is spliced from 10 exons. Gene Ontology annotation, molecular function: magnesium ion binding; phosphopentomutase activity. Bases 1 to 1830 code for a protein of 609 amino acids. Lineage: Eukaryota; Fungi; Ascomycota; Eurotiomycetes; Eurotiales; Aspergillaceae. The record is from RefSeq and is a predicted model, not a curated record. Gene Ontology annotation, biological process: carbohydrate metabolic process; purine ribonucleoside salvage.
AUGAUCAGCAUGGCUCAGGAAUCGCUCUCAUCGUUGGUCGAAAUAUGGCUUCAGUGGGACCAGGACCCCAAGACGCGCGCGGAAAUAGAACAACUCCGGGAUGCGAACAACACCAAAGAACUGGAGCUGCGCCUCCGAAGUCGAAUUGAAUUUGGAACCGCGGGCUUGCGGGGCCGUAUGGCUGCUGGCUUCUCCUACAUGAACUGUUUGACGGUGAUCCAAGCUUCGCAGGGCCUCGCCAAACAUAUCCAAAGCAAAGGGCCGGAAAUCGCCUCAAAGGGUGUCAUUAUUGGACACGAUGCGCGCCAUUACUCCCACAAGUUUGCACAACUCGCUGCCAAUGCUUUUGUUGCGCUGCAAAUUCCCGUUAAAUUCGUUGACGAAUCGGCCCCAACUCCCCUAGUUGCCUUUGGAGUGCAAUACUUCAAGGCUGCUGCAGGCGUAGUAGUAACUGCAAGCCAUAACCCGCCUCAAGACAACGGCUAUAAAGUCUACUCCAGCAAUGGUGCCCAGAUCAACCGGCCUGAGGAUGGCGAGAUCGCGCAGUCAAUCCUUGAAAACCUGGAACCCUGGCCCAAUGCAUGGGAGGAAGGCCGGCGCUCUGGGGAGUACUUUAAUGGAGAAGCUCUUCAAGAGAUUCUCGUUCCCUUCCAACGCCGUGUCAAAGAAUAUGCGACAUCGACGGAUUCGGAGGCAUAUCCACCUCGGCCGUUUGUCUAUACACCCAUGCAUGGCGUAGGGGCUAUUCGCAUUGGCUCCCUAUUGAAAGAAAUGGGCAUGGACGAAGGCAAAGAGUACAUAAUUGUACCCCAACAAGCCCAGCCAGACCCUAAUUUCUCAACUGUGAAAUUCCCCAACCCCGAAGAGGCCGGGGCUCUGGAUCUCGCGAUCCAGGUGGCGGACCAACAAAACAAGACUCUGAUCUUCGCCAACGACCCAGAUGCAGACCGCUUUGCAGUGGCCGAGAAAGUCGAUGGUAAAUGGUUCCUUCUUACGGGAAACCAUGUGGGGGUCCUUUUGGCAUCCCAUCUAUUCGAUAACAUUAGCUCCGAUGCAGACACGUCGAAAAUCACCGUCCUGACGACGACCGUGUCGAGUGGGAUGCUCCAGAAGAUGGCCGAAUCCAAGGGUAUUCAAUUCAAAGAGACUCUCACAGGCUUCAAGUGGAUGGGAAAUGUGGCGCAGGACCUCGAAAAGACCGGACAGACUGUGCCAUUUUCCUACGAGGAAGCCCUCGGCUACAUGUUCCCCGCGGUCAGCUACGACAAAGAUGGCAUCACCGCUCUUUCGGUCUUCUCUAUGGCAGCUGCAAAGUGGAAAGCACAGGGAUUGACCGUACUCGGCAAGCUCCAACAACUUUUCACAGAGUUUGGCCAUCAUGAGACUCUCAACAACUACUUCCGAUCUCCCAGCCCCCAGCUUACGCUUGAGCUAUUCCGUGGGAUCCGGAGUGGCUCCUUCCUUCCCGACAUGCAGCUUGGCAAGUUCAAAAUUUUGCGAUGGAGAGAUUUGACCGAAGGAUAUGACACUGCAUCGACUGAUCAUAAGCCUGAUUUGCCGGAGGACCCAACCAGUCAGAUGAUUACUCUAUGGUUGGAAAGCGGAGUGCGCUUCACGUUCCGCGGCUCAGGUACCGAGCCAAAGGUGAAGUUCUAUAUCGAAUGCUGCGGUGACUCUCGUGAAGAUGCCGUCAAGUCUGUCUGCGAUGCAUUCUUCGCGAUCUUGAAGGAAUGGGUUCAGCGAUACACCCCUUCCAUGACCUACAAUAAUGAGCUUUCUACUUCCUCGGGCUCUGUUCUGUCGGUGGACAAAGAAUCGCUGUUCAUCUGA